Messenger RNA from Magnolia sinica, 4294 nucleotides. RefSeq names its product tubulin-folding cofactor D. Bases 140 to 3958 code for a protein of 1272 amino acids. NCBI's taxonomy places the organism in Eukaryota, Viridiplantae, Streptophyta, Magnoliopsida, Magnoliales, Magnoliaceae. Gene Ontology annotation, molecular function: GTPase activator activity; beta-tubulin binding. The transcript has 17 exons. Gene Ontology annotation, biological process: tubulin complex assembly; microtubule cytoskeleton organization; post-chaperonin tubulin folding pathway. The record is from RefSeq and is a predicted model, not a curated record.
CAUCAGCACGGACAGGCAUUUUUCCGUCACCCGCGAUUGCAGUAGGCAGGCUGUCGACAUCGUCUUCUCUUCACAUAUAAAAGCACCAGGCGGGAAGUGUAAGAGGGCCAGAGCGGCAUCCUUCUCUCUCAUAUUUUCCAUGUCUCCUCUCACGGCGGAAGAAGAAUUCCAACAAGCAAUAGAGGCACGGGAAGAAGACGAUGAGCAUGGCUGCAAAGAGAGAGUCCUUCUCAAAUACUUCCUCCUGGAAUGGGAAAUCGUCAAAUCUCUCCUCGACGGCAUCAUCUCCAGUGGCCGAGUUACUGAUCUAUCCACCGUAGGCAAGAUUCGAUCCAUCAUUGAUAAGUAUCAACAGCAGGGUGAACUGCUCGAGCCUUACCUGGAGAGCAUUGUUUCUCCUCUAAUGCAUAUAGUCCGCUCAAAAACAAUUGAAGUGGGGGUUGCCUCUGAUGACAUUCUUGAGAUUAUCAAGCCGCUAUGCAUUAUUAUUUAUUCCCUCGUUACAGUUUGUGGAUACAAGAUGGUUAUUAAAUUCUUCCCGCAUCAGGUUUCCGAUUUAGAACUUGCGGUCUCUCUUUUGGAGAAGUGCCAUCAUGAAACAGCAAUGUCGUCAUUGCGGCAGGAAAGCACUGGGGAGAUGGAGACCAAAUGUGUCAUACUUCUUUGGCUUUUCAUACUAGUUUUGAUUCCAUUUGACAUCUCAUCCGUGGAUACUAGUAUUGCAUAUGGUGAAUAUGUUGGAGGACUUGAGCCCUCCCCUUUGGUAUUAAAGAUUGUUGGGUUUUCCAAGGAUUACCUUUCAAAUGCUGGCCCCAUGCGUAGAAUAGCUGGAUUGCUGCUUUCAAGGCUUCUAACACGACCGGACAUGCCAAAGGCUUUUAGCAGCUUCAUGGAAUGGACACACGAAGUUCUAUCUUCUGUCACAGAAGAUGUUGCAGAUCACUUUCGACUUCUUGGAGUUUUGGAAGCCUUGGCGGCUAUUUUCAAGGUUGGUAGCCGAAAGGUUUUACUGGAUGUGGUUCCUAUUGCUUGGAAUGACACCUCCUCCUUGAUCAAAUCCACUGCUGCAGGUAGGAGUUCUCUGCUUCGCAAAUUUCUGGUCAAAUUAACUCAGCGCGUUGGGCUUGCAUGCCUACCUCACCGUUCCUCUUCAUGGCACUAUGUGAUUAGCCAAGGAAGAAACAGCUUACUGCCAGAGAAUGUUUCCUCAAAUAUAGCUACCAAAAAUGAUUCCUGUGAUCAUGGUCAAGAGGGAGAUUUAAGUGCUCAUACACAAACUCCUAGAUGCCCAGACGAAGAAGAUGGAGACAUGGAUGUACCUGAAAUCAUAGAGGAGAUAAUAGAGCUGCUAUUGUCUGGGUUGAGAGAUACGGACACGGUUGUCCGAUGGUCUUCAGCAAAAGGCAUUGGACGCACAACAGCACGUCUAACAGCUGCCCUUUCAGAUGAAGUCCUGUCUUCUAUGUUGGAGCUCUUUUCACCAGGCGAGGGAGAUGGUUCAUGGCAUGGAGGCUGCUUGGCAUUGGCUGAGCUGGCUCGCAGAGGCUUGCUGCUACCUACUAGUCUUCCUAAAGUAGUUCCUGUUAUUAUAAAGGCACUACAUUACGAUAUAAGAAGAGGUCCACACAGUGUCGGAUCUCAUGUGCGUGAUGCUGCUGCAUAUGUUUGCUGGGCAUUUGGUCGCGCAUACUCUCAUGCAGAUAUGAAAAGCAUAUUGGAACAGCUUGCUCCCCACCUUUUAACAGUUGCAUGUUAUGACCGUGAGGUUAAUUGUAGAAGAGCAGCUGCAGCUGCAUUUCAAGAGAAUGUUGGGAGGCAGGGGAGUUUCCCGCAUGGCAUUGAUAUAGUGAAUACAGCCGAUUAUUUCUCUCUCGCCUCACGAGUAAACUCUUAUCUCACUGUCGCUGUGUGUAUUGCACAGUAUGAAGGGUACCUCUAUCCUUUUGUGGAAGAAUUGCUAUUGAACAAAAUUUGUCACUGGGAUAAAGGUCUGAGAGAACUGGCUGCACAAGGUCUUUCUUCUCUUGCAAAAUAUGAUCUUGGAUAUUUUGCUGAUGUUGUGCUCAAGAGACUAAUUCCCUAUACUCUCUCAACUGAUUUGUGUAUGCGUCACGGAGCAACCUUAGCUGCUGGGGAACUUGUUUUGGCUUUACAUCAGUCUGGUUUUAUGCUUUCAACUGACCAGCAAAAGUCUGUUGCGGGCAUAAUUCCUGCUAUUGAAAAAGCACGCCUAUAUCGUGGGAAGGGUGGAGAAAUUAUGCGCUCUUCUGUGUCACGGCUUAUUGAGUGUAUGUCUGUCGCUCGUGUAUUCUUACCAGAGAAGAUAAAACGAACUUUGCUUGAUACCGUUAGUGAGAAUUUGAAGCAUCCUAAUGCUCAGAUACAGGUUUCUGCUGUUGAAGCAAUAAAGCACUUUGUUCCAGCAUACCUUGCUCACAUGGGUGAUGGAACUGCCAAUAAUAUAACAAAGUACUUGGAACUCUUGGGUGAUCCUAAUGUGGCUGCACGACGGGGAUCAGCAUUGGCCAUAGGUGUUUUUCCAUUUGAAUUUUUGGCUACAAGAUGGAGGGAUGUGAUAACGAAACUCUGUAGCUCUUGUAUGAUUGAGGAAAACCCCGAUGAUCGAGAUGCUGAGGCACGUGUAAAUGCUAUCCGAGGACUUGUAUCAGUGUGUGAGACAUUAACCAAGGAAAGAAGUUCUUUCCAAAAUAUGGAGGAAGACUUAUCUCUGCAUCUGCUGAUCAAGGAUGAAGUGAUGCCAACUUUGUUUAAAGCUCUUGAUGACUAUUCUGUAGACAAUAGAGGUGAUGUGGGCUCUUGGGUCCGUGAGGCUGCCAUGAAUGGCCUUGAAAGAUGCACAUAUAUUCUCUGUGAGAGACAAUCUGUUGGCUUCACAAGCAAUAAACCUGAAGUUGAACAUUUGCCUAAGUUGCCUGAUAGUGAUGUGGUUGCAACAGAGCAGACAUACUCAUUGUUUAAUGAAAGUCUUGCAACGAAUUUAGUUUGUGGAAUUGUCAAACAGGCUGUUGAGAAAAUUGAUAAAAUAAGAGACAUUGCUGGGAAGAUCAUGCAAAGAAUUCUAUACAAUCCCAGGAUCUUUAUUCCAUCCAUACUUCAUAGGAAAGCACUGGAAAAAAUUGUUCCCAAUGAUGCAGACUUAAAGUGGGGAGUACCCAGCAUUUCCUAUCCACGAUUUGUGCUUCUACUUCAGUUUGGCUAUUAUAGUAAAUCGGUGCUUUCUGGGUUAGUUAUCUCUAUUGGUGGGCUGCAAGAUUCCUUGCGAAAGGCAUCAGUAGCAGCUUUAUUAGAUUAUCUUCAAGUCUCAGAAAAUGAAAUGGGUGAGAAAAGACGUGCCAGAGAGCAUAUGCUGAGUGCUGAUCUCCUUUGGGUGCUUGACAACUAUGAGAAAUGUGACAGAGUCGUUAUACCCACUUUGAAGACCAUUGAUAUUCUCUUCAACAAAAAGAUCUUCUUGAACAUGGAGGCCCAUACUCAGGAUUUCGCUGCUGGUAUUUUGGAUUCCCUGGCUGUUGAGUUGAAGGGAUCCAAGGAUUUCUCCAAGUUAUAUACAGGCAUAUCAAUUCUUGGAUACCUUGCUUCUGUUCCGGAACCUAUCAACUCUCAGGCCUUCUCUCGCCUACUAUUUUUCUUAGGCCAUCGAUACCCAAAGAUACGGAAGGCUGCUGCCGACCAGGUUUACCUCGUCCUCCUCCAAAACGGCAGCCUUGUGGCGGAGGACAAAAUGGACAAGGCACUUGAAGUUAUCUCAGAAACUUGCUGGGAAGGUGAUUUGGAAGAAGCAAAGCAUCGAAGACUGGAGUUAUAUGAGACGGUGGGAGUGGAAGUCGGUUCUCUUCUCAAGGGUAGGAUCAGAAAAUCAGACAAGGAUAGGGAUAAGAGAGCUAAAGCUGAUGAAAACGAGUCCUAUUCCUCGUUAGUUGAUUCCACUGGUUUCUGACCAAUCUGGAGGAAAAUGCCUUGCUUUUCCCAUCGCAAUUUUUGUCUUUGGAUUGGUGUUUCUGAACCCUUGCGGGUUCUUGCUGGAGUCAUUGUUUUUUUUUUCUUUAAACUUUCUGCUGCAGUGCCAUUACAAGCUCUGAAAUUCCACCACUCCAGUUGGAUAGGUUGUUUUUAUUUCUGUUGUUGGGCAUAUAUGUUGUAAUUCCACCACUCUCGGUCGGAUAGGUUGUUUUGAUUUUUGUUGUUGAGCAUAUAUGUAUUCAGUGUUGCAUGGAGCUAUCAAUGGGCUAGCGCCAAGCAGAAUGAAAAUUUCAAAGGCCGAAUCCUACCUCAA